Messenger RNA from Scleropages formosus (Asian bonytongue), 5943 nucleotides. Its product is annotated as ADAMTS-like protein 3. The coding region runs from base 264 to 5699 and encodes 1811 amino acids. Gene Ontology annotation, biological process: extracellular matrix organization. Gene Ontology annotation, cellular component: extracellular matrix. The transcript is spliced from 32 exons. The record is from RefSeq and is a predicted model, not a curated record. NCBI's taxonomy places the organism in Eukaryota, Metazoa, Chordata, Actinopteri, Osteoglossiformes, Osteoglossidae.
UGGAGCAGCAGCGGCUCGGAAGACCGGUGGAAACACACUGAUGGGAACGGACGGGUGGGAACGAAACGAGGGGCUGAAUAAAAAAGUGUCCCCUCCCGCCCACCCCAGAGCGCUUGUCUCCUAAAGAGAAAAUAGCCCCCGGGUCGCAGGUUCGGGCUUUUAAUUUUAUUUAUGAUCUCUCCGGCGUCGGUGCCGCUGCGCUGGCUGGGUUUGGGGAUUUUACCUCGGUAUUAAAUAGAAAAUGCAGGCAUGAUGUACAUGGGAUGAACGAGAGUGAAGGUGUUCAUGUGUGUUCCUGUGGAUCUCAUACCCACCACUGGCUGUCAGGAUUUUUGGGCAAAAGCCUUGGCUUCUUUAAAUAUGCACCCCUGGCACAACUAAAAAGCCGAGACGCAACGAGAGGCCGUCAGCGCUGUGAAUCGGGCACCAUGGCAGCAGGCGGGUGUGGCAUGCACCCCUGGGAACUCGUCCUGGCUGUGGCUCUCCUCUCCUCAGCCGUGCAGGCAGGAGCGAGCCGGUCUCAGGAGCCAUCGCAGAGUGCCUACUUCCUGCCUGAGUUUGCGCUGUCCCCCCAGGGCAGCUUCCAGGAGGAUACGACCGAGGAGCGGCUGCUCACCUACCGCCAUGAUGACCAGUCAUCGAGGAUGACGCGUUCUGAUGAAGACCGGGAGGUGGGCUGGGAUGCCUGGGGCACCUGGAGUGACUGUUCUCGCACCUGUGGAGGCGGUGCCUCCUACUCACUGCGCAGAUGCCUCAGCGGGAGUUGUGAAGGCAGGAACAUCAGAUACAGAACAUGCAGCAACAUGGAUUGUCCAGUGGACGCAGGGGACUUUAGAGCCCAGCAGUGCUCUGCUCACAACGAUGUGAAGUACCAGGGACACACAUAUGAGUGGUUGCCAGCGACACAUGAUCCGGCAGCCCCCUGCACCCUUCGGUGCCAGGCCCGAGGCCAGGGGCUGGUGGUGGAACUGGCCCCCAAGGUGCUGGAUGGCACACGCUGCAGAGCUGACUCAUUGGAUAUGUGCAUCAAUGGGGUUUGCAAGGAGGUUGGCUGCGAUCACCAACUGGGCAGCAAUGCAAGGGAAGACAACUGCGGAGUGUGUGCGGGAGACGGCUCCACCUGCAGGCUGAUGAGGGGACAAGCUCUGUCACAUGUCUCUGCAGAGGAAUCGGUGAAGAUGGUGGUGGAGAUCCCCCUGGGAAGCCGCAACGUGAGGGUCACGGCCAAGGGACCCGAUCUCAUGAUCGUGGAGAUGCACACUCUGCAGGGGCAGAGAGAGGAGUACAUCCCCGGCCCCCCAGGGGCCCACGUCAUAGGUAACACCUCCGUGGAGCUGCAGAAGGGACUGGAAAGACUGACCCUCCGGGCCCCUGGACCCCUGGCAGCAGACUUCAUCAUCAAGGUGAAGGACACUGCUCCCAGGAACACCCUGGUCCAGUUCAUGUUCUACCAGCCCAUCCGCUAUCAGUGGAGGGAGACAGACUUCUUCCCCUGCACCGUUACCUGUGGAGGGGGGUACCAGCUGAACUCAGCCGAAUGCGUGGACACUCGCCUGAACCGUGUGGUGCCCGACCACCACCACUGCAACCUUUACCCUGAGAACAAGAAACCCAAACCCAAGCUGAGAGAGUGUAACCUGGACUUCUGUCCGGAAAGUGAUGGCUUCAAGGAAGUCAUGCCAUAUGACCAGUUCCAGCCCCUGCCCCGCUGGGAGCUGAACCCCUGGACGAUGUGCUCAGCCUCAUGCGGAGGGGGCACCCAGAGCAGAAGUGUAGUAUGCGUGGAGGAGGACGUGCAGGGCCAGGUGGCCCAGGCAGAGGAGUGGAAGUGUGCCCACUCGAGCCGCCCUGCCGAGCAUCAGGACUGCAACACCUUCGACUGCCCCCAGUGGGCAGCAAUGGAGUGGUCUCAGUGCACAGUGACCUGUGGCCGUGGCUUGCGUUACAGAGUGGUUCUGUGCCUGGAUCACAGAGGGCAGCACGCUGGGGGAUGUGAUGCUGGGCGGAAGCCUCACGUCAAAGAGGACUGCCUGGUCCCCGUCGCGUGCUACAGGCCCCGAGAGACCCUUCCUGUGGAGGCUAAGAUGCCUUGGCAGAAGCUGGCCCAGGAGCUGGAGGAACCCAAAGCUGCAUCGGAGGAGCCCACGUUCAUCAGUGGGCCGUGGCUGCCUUGCAGUGCCUCCUGUGGCCCAGGCUGGCAGAGCCGCUGGGUGAAGUGUCAGGUCUUGCUGUCCUUUACCCAGACUGAGGUGGACCUCCCAGAUGAGGAGUGUGGGGAGGACAGGCCCUUGGCGGAAAGGCCCUGCAACCUGGGCUCCUGUGGGGGAAUAUCUGGAACCCACCAGAAAGAGCCACACUAUGGCUGGGAACAUGUGGGCUUUACUGCCUGCUCCUCCACCUGUGCAGCAGGAACACAAGAAGCCAUGGUGAAGUGCCUAAGAUUGGAGACACGGGAAACGGUGGAUGAGAGCUUCUGCAACAGGUCAAGGCGACCCCUGGCAACCAUUAGAGUCUGUAACCCCCAUCCAUGCCCCCCAAGGUGGGAGUCAGGUCCUUGGACCCAGUGCACUGCCACUUGCGGGGUUGGCAUCCAGACCCGGAGCGUGUAUUGCAGGCAGCUGCGGUCCCUGAAGCCUAUGGAUGUGGUGGCCGUACCUGAUGCUGAGUGCCUGGAAUUUAAACCAUCUGUGCUCAGGGCCUGCAAUCAGGUGGACUGCCCGGCAGCCUGGCACACGGACGAAUGGCAGCAGUGCUCGCACACCUGUGGGGGAGGCACACAGUCACGGAAGGUCCACUGCAAGCAGCGGCUCUCCACUGGGGGAUUUCGGAAACUUCCAGACACAUCCUGCCCUGGGGUGAAGCCGGUGGCCCAUAAGUCCUGCGCUAGGACAUCCUGUCCUCCUCAGAUGGCCGGUGGAGACUGGUCAAAGUGCUCUGUGAGCUGUGGGACUGGGGUCCAGCGGAGAGAGCCCAUGUGUCGCAGGCUGACGGCUACGGGGCACCAGGUGACACUGGCCCAAACCGCCUGCAAUGGUCUUCCGCCACCACCACUUGUCAGGGCCUGCCGUAUGAAUGCAUGCCCCAAGCCCGAGAAGGUGGCGAAGCCCAAGCAACCGUACAUCCUGGGCCUGCAUCGCAUCUACAUUCAGACCCGCCAGGAGAAGCGCAUCCACCUCACUGUCGGGGGCAGGGCCUAUCUGCUGCCCAAAACAUCUGUGGUGAUCAAGUGCCCUGUGCGUCGCUUCCAGAAACAUCACAUCAGGUGGGAAAAGGAUGGUAAGGGCCUGAUCCCUUCCAGGCGCCUAGGAAUCACCAAGUCUGGCUCACUGAAGAUCCAUGGGCUGGAGGCAGCUGAUAUUGGGGUCUACCGCUGUGUGGCUGGCCUGGCCUCUGAGACCUUUGUCCUGAAGCUCAUUGGAAACAACAACAGGCUUGUUGACCCACCAAAAGUGAACGGGAUUGAGGUGACGCCCAGAAACACUCUGGCCAAGCAGGACCAGGGCCACUCAGAGGAGAUGUGGAAACACAUGAACACCAUGUGGCAAAACUGGAGCCAGAAGAAUGAAUACUACUUGGAUGACAGCCAGGCUCAGGGUCACGAUGAAGCCUUCCUGCAAGUUCUCCAUAACUACCUGACAAGCACUGUUCAGCCACCUGACACACACCUGGAGUUGUCUGUCCUGCGAGGGGGGCACAGCCUGGAGCCCCGGCAUCUCGAGGAGCUGCUGAGGAACAUUAGCGUGGCUGGUGAACGGAUGAAUGGGAACGUGGCCAAAGAGCAGAUGACACCGAGCCCUGGAAAGCGGCCCACGUCUGGAGGAGAGGCCAAGCCGAGCACCGUUCUCCUCAACAGGACUGCCAAUGCAUCAGAACAGAUGCUGGCAGAAAGUAAAGCCCAGUCCAAGAAGCCUGCCAUAGUCCAGCAGAAGCUUUACCCUGUGGCAGGCUUCCAGGAGAACAUUAGGAUGAGCAUUGGCCAAAAGGCUAUCCUAACCAAUGCCACCCGUAGUGUGCUCCUGCUCUGCAUCAGCCAGGGAGCUCCCGAGCCCAACAUCACCUGGACCAAAGACGGAGAGCAGCUGCAGGUGACAGACAGGGUGUUUUGGGACCAGACCGGAGUGCUGCACAUCUCUGAGCCACGCAAAGAAGACAAAGGAGUGUACCGCUGCACCGCCACCAACGAGCUCGGCUCGGACACGCAGACCUCCCAGCUGCUGUUGGCCGAGGCCCCCUCCAUUGCUGCCUCUGGGAGGGACGUGUCAGAUGUGGAGAACAUGGAGCUGAACGCUGUGGUCGGUGGCAGAGUGACUGUGCGCCGAGGGGCUAACCUCACAUUGCUGUGUCCAGUCUCAGGAUUCCCUGUGCCCAAUGUCACCUGGGCCAGGGAAGAGGGGCCAGUGACCCGAAAUGCAGUCUCCCAACCUGGUGGCUCCUUGCUGAUCCACACCAUUUCAUACGGGGAUGUUGGGACGUACGCCUGCUCCGCCGCCAACUCCUUUGGGACAUCUGUGGCUUCCAGCAGCGUUCAUGUGGUCGAUCCCACCACCAGAGGGCACUUGCAGCACCAGAAUGGGAGCCACAGAAAGGUGCUGAUGGCCUCUCACCUAGGAACCAACAUCACCGUCCGACCUGGAGAGCACCUCCGCAUAGGGUGUCCCAUCCAUCCAAACCACAGAGAGCCCAUCAGCUGGUCCUUCCAGAACCGCACUCUGCAGGAGGUCCUGGGCCCUCGAUACCGGGUGUUGGCUGCAGGUCGGGUGCUCGAGGUGAACCCACUCUCUGGGAAGUCCGCAGGGAUUUACAGAUGUCAGAGUGCCAUUCACUCUCAGCUUGUGUCCGCCUGGGUCCACGUGAGCGUAGACGUGUUUGACUGGAGGCCUGGUGUGUGGACAGCCUGCAGUGUCAGCUGUGGCAGUAGAGGGGUCCAGUCCAGGAGGGUACGCUGCACCAGUGCUGGGGGCCAGGAUAUGGCUCCUGCUUUGUGUCUCCACCUGCCCCGUCCAGCCAGCCCCUCUCAGCCUUGCAACGUACGAGACUGCCCACCCAGCUGGGAGGCAACUGUGUGGUCAGAGUGCUCUGUUUCCUGUGGGCUGGGCUUCCGGCAGAGGCAAGUGCGGUGCCACCAAAGGCAGGCCCAGGGGACGUUGCGAGUCCUGCCUGAGUCCAUGUGUGGUGCGGCCCUGCGGCCGCCGGACAGAGAGGAGUGUCACUCACACGUGUGUGCGGUGUGGCGAACCAGCCCAUGGGGACAGUGCUCCGGGAGGUGUGUUGGCCCCGCCCUCGCCAUGCAGAGCCGGCCAGUGGUGUGCCAGCAUACCAAUGGCUCAUCCCUUCCCGAGUCACACUGCGACCACAGGACCAGGCCAGCAUCAGCACGCAACUGCACCUGGGAGGUGUGUGCCAACCAGUGGAGGACUGGGCCGUGGCGGGCAUGUAGUGCCGACUGUGGCAGCGGGUUCCAGUCUCGCAAGGUGGAGUGUGUUCACAGGAGGACCAGCAGGAUCCUGGCGGACCAGCACUGUGCCUGGCAGCGCCGCCCGAUAGCUUGGCAACACUGCAAUGUGAUGUCCUGUGAUGGUGCCUGCAGGGACUCCACCCACUACUGUACCGCAGUGAGGAGGCUCCAGCUCUGCCCCCUGGGCCUUUAUAAGCAGCGCUGCUGCCAGACCUGCCAGGAGGAGGCUCCAAUCAGCCCAUGAUGGGUUCUGGCUAGGUCUCCCUGUGUGGCUGGAUGGAGGGGACAGUAAUGAAAUCUGCCGGGCUACUUCCACAGUGUUGUUCCUCUGCUAAGACACUCCUCCACAGAUGCUGCUCUGGCAUUUCGCUCACCCUUCAUGACCGGCUGUUGAAGCAGAAAGGACAGGAAAUGAAAGUUGCUGUAGAAGAGGAAAUGCAAUCACAGCUUACGGGCCUAAAUAGACUGUUUGAUAUGACAACCGCCCC